CGUUUCAGCCGCAUACCAGCAUGUCCGAAUUUAAUAUCAGAGUCUUUAGUUACAAGGAGCUUGAAGAAGCAACCGAUGGAUUCAAAGAAGAACUGGGAAGAGGGGCCUUCGGUUCAGUUUAUAAAGGUGUGUUGUCAUCCUACAUUAGCACUAAUAUUGCGGUGAAGAAGUUAGAUAGGCUGCUUCGCGAGAACGAGAAGGAGUUCAUAAAUGAGGUGAGAUCUAUUGGGCAGACUCAUCACAAGAAUCUGGUCAGAUUGAUUGGAUACUGCAACGAAGGGACGCACAGACUUCUGGUGUACGAGUACAUGCGAAACGGGUCGUUGAUUGGCUUCUUGUUCGGCAAUACAAAGCUGCAUUGGCAGCAGAGGGUCCAAAUCAUAUUUGGAAUCGCAAGAGGAUUGCUUUACUUGCACGACGAGUGCAGCACUCCGAUCAUCCACUGUGACAUCAAACCUCAGAAUGUACUCCUGGAUGACAAUUUUGUGGCUAGGAUUUCGGAUUUCGGGUUAGCGAAGCUGCUGAGGGCUGACCAGACUCGAACCAAUACCGGCAUAAGGGGAACCAGAGGGUACGUAGCACCAGAGUGGUUCAAGAGCAUGGCGAUCACGAAGAAGGUGGAUGUGUACAGCUUUGGUGUGAUGAUGCUGGAGAUCAUAUGCUGCCGGAAGAACUUGGAAACAGAGAUCGGGGAAGAGGAGGAACCGGUGCUCAUUUACCUGAAAAUAGCUGAUCUGUUUUCAAAUGGUUUUCAGGUGCUUCAUGCAUGUUACAGUAAAGUAUCUCCAUCUGCUGAAGUGGAAAGUCCUGAGCUUGUAGCUUGGUCAGAAUCAGUUGCUGAAUUGCUUGAUUUGGAUCCAAAAGAAUUUGAGCGGCCUGAUUUCCCUUUAAUAUUCUCUGGAGCAUUACCUCUAAAGGGAGGGUUACCUUAUGCACAGUGCUAUGGGGGUCACCAAUUUGGUGUGUGGGCUGGUCAGCUAGGGGAUGGACGCGCAAUUACUCUUGGUGAGCUUCUAAAUUCUCGAGGCGAAAGAUGGGAAUUGCAGCUUAAGGGUGCUGGGAAGACUCCUUAUAGCCGAUUUGCAGAUGGUCUGGCAGUCCUUCGUAGCAGCAUUCGUGAAUUUCUUUGCAGUGAGGCAAUGAUUGGACUAGGAAUUCCCACUACUCGUGCACUCUCUCUUGUUACCACUGGCAAAUUUGUUAGUCGAGACAUGUUUUACGACGGCAAUCCUAAGGAUGAACCUGGUGCAAUUGUUUGCCGUGUUGCUCAGUCCUUCCUGCGUUUUGGUUCAUAUCAAAUUCAUGCCUCUAGGGGAAAAGAAGACCUUGAUCUUGUUCGAACUUUGGCAGAUUACACAAUUUGCCAUCAUUUUCCCCAUAUUGAGAAAAUGAGCAAAAGUGAUGACUUGUCUUUUGAGGUCGGUGUCGAGGGCUCUUUGAUAGUGGAUCUGACAUCUAACAAGUAUGCAGCUUGGUCAGUUGAGGUUGCUGAGCGGACUGCUUCCUUGAUUGCCAGUUGGCAAGGAGUUGGCUUCACCCAUGGUGUUCUGAACACCGAUAACAUGAGUGUGUUGGGUCUGACCAUUGACUACGGGCCUUUUGGUUUUCUGGAUGCAUUUGAUCCAAGUUAUACUCCAAAUACUACAGACCUUCCUGGGAGGAGGUACUGUUUUGCAAACCAGCCUGAUAUUGGCUUGUGGAAUAUUGCACAAUUUACUGCAACCUUAUCGGCUGCACAAUUGAUCAGCAAAGAGGAGGCAAACUAUGCUAUGGAAAGAUAUGGAGACAAAUUCAUGGAUGAAUACCAGUCCAUAAUGACCAGGAAACUAGGUUUAUCCAAAUACAAUAAACAACUUAUAAGUACCCUUCUCAACAACAUGGCUGUUGACAAAGUUGAUUACACAAACUUCUUUCGGUUGCUUUCAAAUAUAAAAGCGGACACUGGUACUCCCAAAAAUGAGCUCCUCGUCCCUCUUAAAGCUGCUUUGUUGGACAUUGGCCAGGAGCGGAAGGAGGCAUGGACCACUUGGGUGCAAACCUAUAUUGAAGAGUUGGUUGCUAGUGGUACGUCGGACGAUGAACGGAAGGCCGCGAUGAACUCUGUUAACCCAAAGUACAUCCUCCGGAACUAUCUGUGCCAAAGCGCCAUCGAUGCAGCUGAACAAGGUGACUAUGGGGAGGUUCGCAGGCUUCUGAAACUCAUGGAGCACCCAUACGAUGAUCAACUGGGAAUGGAGAAGUAUGCACGGUUGCCACCUGCAUGGGCUUACAGACCUGGUGUGUGCAUGCUAUCAUGCUCAUCUUGAGGAUGAAUUUGAUUGGGCAUAACUGCCAUAUACUCAAACCUGAUUGUAUAUACCAUUAAAAAGUUUUACUCCGAUAAUGUAUUAUGAGGAUAGUGCUAUCGAAUGCAUCACCCGUUCUGUUUAUUAGUUUACGUUUCUAUGCUUAACCAGUGGUUAAUCUGUGUUGUAAUCGAAACCUUCCAACCUUUCUCUGGGAAGUGAUGCAUUAGAUAAAAGGGUCGAUGUCAAUUUCCUGUCA
Messenger RNA from Musa acuminata AAA Group (dessert banana), 2544 nucleotides. RefSeq lists its product as uncharacterized. The transcript is spliced from 8 exons. The coding region runs from base 21 to 2306 and encodes 761 amino acids. Gene Ontology annotation, biological process: protein adenylylation; protein phosphorylation. Gene Ontology annotation, molecular function: AMPylase activity; ATP binding; protein kinase activity. Gene Ontology annotation, cellular component: chloroplast thylakoid. The record is from RefSeq and is a predicted model, not a curated record. NCBI's taxonomy places the organism in Eukaryota, Viridiplantae, Streptophyta, Magnoliopsida, Zingiberales, Musaceae.